UUUUGCCUCCGCCAAGUAUUUCACUGUUGGUCCUAACAGUAGUAACAGUGUUUCGAUCUUCCGUGUUGUAAGCCGUUCGAAGCGUUCUUCUUUGGCGAUUUGUGGCGGGCGGUAGUCAAAUCGUUCCGUUUCCUAAACCCAAUCACUUUCCGAUAUCUAAAACAAACUCACUCGGGUUUGGAGGAAAUCAGUUGAGAAUCGAACCGGUGUAGUGAUUCAAAGUGCAAUUUAAAGCAGUGUGCAACGUGAGUAGCCGACUCAACCAGAGCAUCCAGUAACGGGGAGAUCUUCGGCUCGGUACGAAGGAAACGCUACGCUUGAGCUUGGAUUUCAACGGCGCCCCCUGUGCAGCGCAUGGAUAGUAUCAAGAUGUGUUCCCGCAAUCUAGCAAUUUCGUUGGCAUUGAUUAUCGCACUGGUACCACUGUCAACUGUCGCCUUACCUCACCACAGCAUCGUGAAGCGCAGCUCUUUUUUUGACAUAGAAUGUAAAGGACAGUUCAACAAACAGAUCUUCUACCGGUUGGAUCGAAUAUGCGAAGACUGCUACUCGCUGUUCCGGGAGCCCCAGAUUCUGUCCUUCUGCAAGGAGGGCUGCUUCGGAACGGACUACUUCUUGGCCUGCGUAGAAGCACUGUUUCUCGAGGAGGAGAAGGAAAAGUUCAUGAAAUGGCGCGAAAUGCUGGGCAAGAAGAAGUAAGCGAAGCGUUUCGAAUGGAUCGACACCGAUAGAAGAAGAAAAAAAAAACAACAACAACAAACGCAGUCGUUGCAGUGUGACACUUUUUGCUUCUUGUUUUGUGAGCAACCAUACACCCACUAUCUCCUACAUGGGACCGGAUGGAUGCUCUCACCGUACAGUAUGUGCUAGCGGGGUUUUCCCACCCCCGAAACAAUGAGUGCAGAAUGGAACUAAACCAUCUAUAAACAUAGUGUACACGACCGUGAACGCUUGGAUCCUCUUUGGUGCAGUGCUGGGAAACGUUAUUUAUGCUUAAGUACUUUUUGCGCUUGUAAAAUAUUAUUACUAUCCCAAUUACUAUUAUCACAGAGCACACAAAACAUGACUCAACAUACAUCUUUGCCAUUAAGUUAAAUGUUAAACAAACUCAACAAAACAAAACGCAAAAGCAAAACAAACAAACAAACGGCUUCUGUUUGCUUCCCUGAGCCUGUGUUGAAAACAAACUGGAGGGGAGGAGGGAUAGCGCUAUUGUUGGAAAUUACAUCUGUACAUAAUUAUUUCACAUAAAGAGAAUCAAGAGUACAUGUGCUAGUUAAAAUUAAAAGCUAAGGGCAAAGCAGGAACAGAAAAGAUGCUGUGUAUGGUUGGCCACUACAGUAUAGGGAGCGAGUAUGUUAGAGCGAGGGAUGAAGUGUUGGCUAAAAAGGGUAAGGACUGUGUAGAAAGCGUAGCAUUGCUAGGCGGUUUGGCGGACGGUAUAUAGGAAUAUGUAUGAUUGCGACAAAAAAGAGGUAUUUAUUUUAAUCCUUAAUGCGAGGAAUAAGAAACGGUAAUAUAAUUUUAUUUUCAGCCUAUGACAUACAACGAAACACUGUAAAACGAAUCAAUUAAACCUCCUUAAUUAUGUAAGCGGCGAAAGUGAGCAGAUUAACUUAUUUAGUUAUCAGUGCUUUGCUAAGACAUUUGAAAACAAACAAAAACAACAACAAAAAACACAAAGAGCGUGGAGAAAAGCGGUAGAGCAAAGGAUGAAAACAAGGAGAGAGAAAAACAUUGCUGUGAGAGGAAUAAUUACUAGUGAAGGCGUAGCAGCGCACAAGCAAGUACGGAACCUAGGACACAGAUCAACGAAACUAAAUCGCACAAAGAGGGGGGAAAAAUAUCAUUUAGAAGAAAACAAAAGCAAGGAUCAUUUAGAGCGAAUUAGGAAGAAUUGUAAAGCGAAAGGCGAACCGGCGACGAGCUGGGUGAGGAAGCGAGUGCGAGCUGAUAAUGUUGUGUAUGGUGCUAAGCUGUGUCAAGUGGGGAAGGUAAUGGUCGUCGCCUAGAUGAUAGCCGUUGGCCAUUGCCAUUCCCCAAAUCCUGCACACACGUUUGCUACAGAGGACUGGUGAUGGUUUGGCAUGUAGAACAGACACACAGACACAUUUACACAUUGAAAAUCGGUACGAAGCAAAUCCUGCAGGAGGGAAAGUUUGUUGCCUAUUUUGAUUGAUUCUGUGCUUUUGAUUGAUGUUUCGCUUUGCUCUUCUUUACUUUUGCGUUCAAGAAGAUCCAACAAGGUGUAACAUCUCUGUAUCUUUCUCUUUUGUUCGAAGUUUUGAAGUAAAGCUCCAUUAAUGGAAAGUCAAGAUCGACUUACCACCCUCCCUCGUCAACCAGGGAGUGUGAUGAUCCUCUCCCCAUCUCAACCGCUUGUGUAAAAUGUGUAUUUAUGUUUUCAGCGAGGAACAGAGAGAAGCGAGAAUUAUGUAUGUUCUAUAUAUUUGAAAUCUAGUCCAGAAAGCACACACACUAACUUUUAGUUUUUAUUCUAAUGCUAUAUUAUUGUAAUAGCGUGUGUGUUUGUGUGUGUGGGCACGUGUUGACACGGUAAAGAUGCUAAUCACACAUAGAGUUAAAACACACGACAAUGGAUUAACACUGAACUGAACAGAA
Messenger RNA from Anopheles gambiae (African malaria mosquito), 2622 nucleotides. It is a transcript of the gene ITP, whose product is annotated as ion transport peptide. Gene Ontology annotation, molecular function: neuropeptide hormone activity. The record is from RefSeq and is a predicted model, not a curated record. Gene Ontology annotation, biological process: circadian rhythm. The transcript has 3 exons. Gene Ontology annotation, cellular component: extracellular region. NCBI's taxonomy places the organism in Eukaryota, Metazoa, Arthropoda, Insecta, Diptera, Culicidae. The coding region runs from base 355 to 699 and encodes 114 amino acids.